GGCUUGGCAAAUUGGAGAAAGGCCCAACCCUUGAGGAAGGAACAGGUCCUCAUGCUCUGCUUUCUCAGUCUCGUGCUGCACUUGAGAAGAGAGGGCACCAUCCCAAAACAGCCACCACUCAUCUCCGCCGUCUGCUUUGCCUGGGUAGGCUCCUGUGCUGCUGCUUGGUCCAUCGCCACCCACGGAGACAACACCUCGUCCCGCUUCUUCUCUGUGCCGCAUCUACGCUCCCGGUCCCAUGGAAAAACCGCCACCGUGAGUGGUGGUGGCUUGGCCACGAUUGAGAGAGAACAACGGAACAGAACGCCUCUUCUAACCUUCGCCGCUUCGUCAACUCGGGUCGGCGCGAGCUUUCCCUUCGCGGAGGCGCCGCUUGCUACCACCGCGUCGUUCGUCUUCCGCGGUCUUGGUUCUGGUGCGGGCUUUCUUGUAGCUGCUCCGCCUCUGACCACCGCGUCCGUAAACCUGCAAGGCGGCUUUGGUGUCGGUUCCCGAUCCAAUAGAUCUGUGUCAUCCACCUUCCCCGGCGCCACUGUUGGCCUUGCUGAGCCUGCCGCCACUGCUCCGAGUGGUUCUGCCGUCGUGGAUGUUGUCGUCCUCCUCAACUGGUUCUGUUCUCCACCCCGUACGACCGCCAGCGUUCAGAGCUUCCUCCUCGCCGCGCCUCCCUCCGUCUCUUGGGUGGUUGUUGCUGCUCGUUCCUCGUCAUCGGUGGUUGUUGCUGCCUGCGCGCUGCCUUGCGUCUCUGCUUGUUGGAAGACCACCGAAGUACGACCGGAUUAGCCAGUUCAACUAGUAACCCACCGGUUGAACUAGUGACCAGUAGUGUGACUGGUUCGGUUCUGACAACUAUGAUCACAUCCUUGGAAAUAACUUACCUAUAAGCUUACUCCGCUCUAGAUUGCAUGGGUUUUAAGGUGAAAAACAAUUUCUUCAUCCAAGGACUCAUAAUCCUCCUUUAUGGGUUGCAAUUCCCUCAUGUUGACUUUCCUUCCAAGGCAUAGCUGUGUUCCUUUGUUGUAUUCUUUACCCAAAUUCACCAACCAUGUGAAGGAACUUCAUGCCCAGUUAAUCACCAAUGGCAUCAAAUCUCCUUCCUUAUUGGCCAAGUUAAUUGAACAUUAUUGCGAAUCGCCAUUCAAACAUGUUGCUAAUAAUGCACAUUUAGUGUUCCGGCAUUUUGACAAGCCAGACUUGUUUCUCUUCAAUACUUUGAUUAGAUGUGUUCAACCCGAGGAGUCCAUUACUACUUUCCAAAAUGAGUUUUCAAGGGGAGCCAUGGUUUUCAAUGAUUAUACUUACAAUUUUGUUCUUGGAGCCUGCGCUCGCUCUCCCUUGGUUUCAUCAUUAUGGUUAGGUAGACAAUUACAUGCCCUUAUAGUAAAACAUGGGAUUGAAUCAGAUAUUUUGGUUCAGACUACAAAGAUACAUUUUUAUGCUAGCCACAAAGAUAUUAAAUCUGCCAGAAGGAUGUUCGAUGAAAUGCCAGAAAGAAGUGUUGUCACUUGGAAUGCUAUGAUAACAGGUUAUUGUUCCAUGAAAGAAGGAAAUGAGGAUCAUGCUGCUGCUGCGUUGUCUUUAUUUUGCAACAUGGUGGUGGAUCCUAGUGGUGUUAAGCCAACAGAUACUACCAUAGUUUGUGUUCUUUCAGCAGCUUCUCAAAUGGGAAUUAUAGACAUUGGGGCCUGCAUACAUGGCUUUGUAGGAAAAACAGGGUAUAGUCCUGAAUAUGAUGUGUUUAUAGGAACUGGUAUGGUGGAUAUGUAUGCGAAAUGCGGAUGUCUGAACAGUGCCUUAUCCGUCUUCUGGCAAAUGAAUGUGAAGAAUGUAUUGACUUGGACAGCGAUGACUACUGGCCUAGCCAUACAUGGGAAAGGAAGACAAGCCUUGGAGAUUUUCUAUAAAAUGGGAGCUUAUGGUGUUAAGCCGAAUGAAGCAACUUUUGCAAGUUUGUUUUCAGCUUGUUGUCAUGCUAGGCUUGUAGAAGAAGGCCUUCAAUUGUUCCACGAUAUGAAGAGAGUGUUCGGAGUGACACCUCGGAUACAACACUAUGGUUGCAUUGUUGACCUUCUUGGACGAGCCGGACAGUUAACAGAAGCUUAUGAUUUUGCCUUGGGGAUGCCAAUUAGUCCUGAUUCUGUUAUUUGGAGGAGUUUGCUUGCAGCUUGCAAGAUUCAUGGGGACAUUGUGAUGGGAGAGAAGGUGGGUAAGUUUCUUCUGCAGUUAAAAGAGGAGACUUGUCCAAAUGUGACUUCGACAAGCGAGGAUUAUGUCGCUCUUUCAAACGUUUAUGCUUCAGCCGAAAGGUGGAAUGAUGUUGAGACCAUAAGGAAAGGCAUGAAAGCCAGGAGUGUUUGGAACAGAAGUGGUUCUAGCUCUGUUCAAACCGUUAACAUGGCUACCUUGUAAUAUAACAUUGAUACAACAACGUUGUUAGUAACAAUGAGAACUUUUUGGUCAACCAAUAUGGAGUAGUUGGCAUUAACCUAGAAUGAAGAUAAAGAAAAGAGGAACUCUUUCAAUGUCUUUAACGAUUAGUUUUGGUUCAUGGUUCUACUUGUAAAGAGUACGAUCAUUAGUAACAUUUUCUUACGUUUUAUUGGUUAAGUAUUACUAUC
Arachis stenosperma is the source of this 2618-nucleotide messenger RNA. RefSeq names its product pentatricopeptide repeat-containing protein At3g18970. The record is from RefSeq and is a predicted model, not a curated record. NCBI's taxonomy places the organism in Eukaryota, Viridiplantae, Streptophyta, Magnoliopsida, Fabales, Fabaceae. Gene Ontology annotation, molecular function: protein binding; RNA binding. The transcript has 4 exons. Gene Ontology annotation, biological process: RNA modification. The coding region runs from base 961 to 2409 and encodes 482 amino acids.